AUGAAGUUGUUUGAAAGUAAACAUGACUUUUUAUACCCUUGGGAUCAAGUCACAGCAGCUAAUUGGCAGAAAUAUCCUAAUGAAUUAAGUACUCAUGUUGUUUCAGUAGAUAUCUUGAGUAGAUCAAUUGAUAAAGAAAAUAAAGUGUUAAGAACAGAAAGAUUAAUUGGUUGCAAGCAACCAGUGCCCAGAUGGAUGACGGCUUUAGUAGGAGGUCAAGAAUAUUCAUAUGUCAGAGAGAUUAGUGAAGUUGAUUUAGUUAAUAAAACGUUAAUUAUGAAAAGUCAUAAUUUAACCAUGAAUCAUUUAUUACAAGUUAAUGAAACUGUAAUAUACAAACCUGACAUGGAUUUACCAGGUCAAAGAACUUUGUUCAUUCAACAAGCUGAAAUCACUGCAUUCGCUAGUUUUUCAAGAAUAUGUGAUAAAAUUGAAGACUGGUCAGUCGAAAGAUUCGGUCAAAAUGCUAAAACUGGUAAGAUGGCAUUCGAAGGUGUUUUAAAAACUUUAGGAGAUAAAUGGGAAGAGUCUGGAGUCUUUGUUAAAGACGUCAGUAAUUCCUUAAUUAACGAUAUUCAUGAAGUAACUGAAAAGACUUCUGAAGUUUUAUCAGAAGUCUCGAAAUUGGGAAACGUUUUUAGAGAUGAUUAA
Yamadazyma jaroonii is the source of this 651-nucleotide messenger RNA. The record is from the annotation of a GenBank genome assembly. Lineage: Eukaryota; Fungi; Ascomycota; Pichiomycetes; Serinales; Debaryomycetaceae.